Molecule: messenger RNA, 772 nt
Organism: Cynara cardunculus var. scolymus (artichoke)
Lineage: Eukaryota; Viridiplantae; Streptophyta; Magnoliopsida; Asterales; Asteraceae
Product: lamin-like protein
Exons: 2
Coding region: 37-564 (175 amino acids)
Cellular component (GO): plasma membrane
Molecular function (GO): electron transfer activity
Source: RefSeq, a predicted model, not a curated record
AGAAAAAACAUCGAUAUUCGCAACACCACACUCGAAAUGGGGCGGAGCAACGGCAGCAGUAAGUGGUCUACGGCGGUGGUUGUGGCAUUCUGCGCCACCGUGAUGGUGAUGCUACCGGAAGUCACCGCCAAGCGGUAUAUUGUCGGAGGAAAUAUGGGCUGGACUUCAAACGUUAACUACACUCUGUGGGCCGGAAACCAAACGUUCUACUUCGGCGACUGGCUCUUUUUUGUGUACGAUAGGAACCAGAACGACAUACUCGAAGUGAACAAAACCAACUACGAAACCUGCAACGCCGAGCAUCCCGUUCACAAUUACACAACCGGAGCCGGAAGAGACGUGGUGGAACUGAACGUCACCCACGACCGUUACUUCAUCAGUAGCAAAGGAUCCUGCUACGGCGGCAUGAAAUUACACGUACACCUCACAAAGCUACCGCCACCUCCACGUGCUGCCCCAGUAAAGAGUCACGCUUCAAGAUUCGGUGGUCUCAGACGCCAACUCGUGAUCCCGACCGUCUUCGCCGUCGCGGCCAUCUGGGAUUCGCUGCUUCUCCGUCUCUGAUCAAGAACUCGAAGUCGAGAUAGGUAUAGGUGAAAUGGACCCAAACUGGGUGCAUUUCGAAUUGGGUGUUCUCUUAAUUAUUUUGAAUUUGGGUGUUGAAUUUGUUUGUUAAUUUGACCAAAAAACUGAAAAUUGGAAAUUGAUUUAUGGGUUUGAUGAAUGGAUGUAAUUGAAAACAUUAAAUUCUUAUUGGAGCAUUUAUUUAUUU